AUGGCUAGUCUCCCAAGAAGCAUACGGCGAAAUGCGCUCGCGAAGAUAGCUGAGCUCUCUGCGACAUCAACAAAUGGAGAAUUCAAAGGCUCUGAUCUUGAGAGGCUUUGCCGAGUCUCUCCUGGGCAAAACAAGCAGUCUGGGCGCGUAAAUGGAGUCAAUAAUGAUUAUGCGAACUCGCUGGCCGGCUCUCCCAUGAACAUCAGAGAGUUUGAAGUACUCCUCGCUUUAUGCAAAGCGGCGCCCCUGAUCGAUAAUACGUACAGCGCGGAGAAACUCACCAGUCAGUUGAACCCAUACGUUCUUGAGGCGCAUACACAACUGUUUGUGCAGUCCCCCUUUUUUCGCGCGAUCGAGCCAUCUCCCGUCGAAGCACUAAGUUACAACCUCACCACCGCCCUUCUCUCCAUUGGUACGAAACACGACCAUCUACAAAAGCUCAUCUCCGAAAAGUUAUGGAUAUAUUUAGACAACUGUGCACAUGCCAGCGAAACUGCUACAGAAAACCGAGGAGUUAGUUCGGAAUAUGCUACGGAGAUUGAAGAGGCAAUCCAUGUCGCAACCGUAACAAUAUCCCUUUUAGGCUUUUUGGACGCAGUAGCUUCCCUGGCCAAUUUCUGGAGUGCAAGGGAGAGAUUGAACCUAUGUGAACGUGUUAAAUUGAUUUUGUCAGAAGGAUUUUUGGUGGCAAUAGAGACAGCCUUCUCAACCAUCCGCAAUACCCAUCUACAGAGCAGUCAUGUCAAAGAGUGGAAAAGAUAUGUCCGUCAUUAUGCAGCUAUUGGUCGGCCUUUGGGUGCGAUGCUUCUACAACGGAGUUUUAUGUGGCUACUUGUUGCAGGGUCAUCAUUGCUGCUCGUUGAUGCCGACAGCCUUAAAGGCCAUGAUGUCUUAAUCGUACUAAUGUCUCGUCUUGAGGCUUCAAGGUCCAGUUCCACCCGUGACGAGCAAGUUGAUUCUGACACGAUUGACAUCCUGGCAGAUAUUGCCUCGAGUGAAAUCAGUCUGCUUGAAGACGGUGCAGAUUAUCUUCGUUUGGGUUCUGCUUGGCAACAAAGACUUGCAUUUUCAGUCAAAGCAAGUGCUAUAACGACCUAUUUGAAUUGCGUAAUGCUGAAUGUAAGUGACAAGGAAGUUGAACCUGAAAUAAUCAUGUCCUGGCUUGAGGAUACGCUGGCGGAUCCCGUGCAAAUGGCGGAUGAGGUAUUGGCCAAUGUUGUCCUUCGGUCAAUGGCCCUGGUCUCUAAACUCGCUCCACAGUUGGCACCAGAUGUCAGUCGCCUUCUCCCACGAUUCAUCGUCCAGAGUAAUCCACAAGGGAAUACAAUUGCGGUUGCAUCUGCGUGCCUCGCAUAUGUUCUGCAUAAUCUAUCACAGGAUGCCAUCAUAACUACCAUCUAUACGCUAGGAAAUGUUCUCAGUUCUGGUGCAAGUCAUACAGAUAGAGCUACUUCCGCGCCAAAUGGAGACGUAGCUUUGGAUGGAGCUGCGCAGUCAACUCUCUAUGGAAAGAAUUCUAAUAACAGCGCUAUAUCUUUGGAAAUCUUCACAGAAGAAGAAACUUCCGCCGUAUAUGGCAAUGUUGUACAGGCUAUCUGUGCUAUUGCCGGAAAUUGCAAAGAUUCUAAAAUUAUUGCUUUGGCUCAAUCCAUGCUUCUGCAGAAGAUUGACAAAAUCAACCAGAUUAUCGAUGCUCGUAUCAUCACAGCUGCUGCAGAAUUAUCAUUAAGUGGAGGACCUCUAGAGUUUCGGUCAUUGCUCAAGCUUUAUGGUAAAAUCACGCAUCUGGGUGUCAUGAAAAACAACGAAAAUAUACUCCAUGCCAUAAUGAAAGGUCGCAAUUUUCUUUCCUCCAAUCUGCAAAAAGAGUCCGCUUUAUAUGAUAUAUAUCUUGAGAACUUACUGGAGGACAUAAUUAGCAGAGGCGAUGUCCAUCAAGGACAAAAUACACGAGAAGCAGAUGUAGAAGCCGCAGCUAAAGAAAUUGCGCAGUUGUUGCAGCCACUGGCAGUCUUUUUUUCUACUAAUAAUAUGGCUUUCGACAACAAUCUUAGUGAGGAGGUUUUAACCCUGGUACGGGAUGCUUGGUUCAAUAUUGUUGUUCAUGGCUUUACCACUAACACUGAGCGUGGUCAGCUGCACCUGAAAGAAUUGCGUAUUCUGGCGAUCCAUUCAAAGCCCCUUGUUGCCGAGCAGCGAGGUGAGCAGGUAGAAAGUGAUAUUGAGCUCAAUACGGUGUUACGUCGAGGGAUCAGCCAGGAUCAUGAAGCCACACAAAAAAAACGACUGACAGCCCUUCUUCCUAGUAGAGCUAGAGAAAUUGGGGGCCUUAGUUAUCGCAAAAUCAUCUUCCUUCAGGCUACCUAUCUAGUAGAAACUUUACGGGCUGAUGCCGGUGAUUGCAGCAAAGCCCUGACUUACUUUCUCGAGCCUAGCAUGCGCAGAGGUGAGAUGAGCAGCACGAUGGAAGCUGUAACAGCUGCCGUGAUGGACACCUAUUUGCGCAAAACUUUAACAGGCAUGAACCCAACCUUCUCGGCUCCAUAUGUUGCCAAACAAUUGGCGUCUAUAUUUACUGGUUGUUGUCAUCGAAUAGAAAGAGUGCAGCAAGCUGGCAUGAACUGCGCGGAUAGGAUAAUACGAGAUGUCCCGUCUGCUCUCUGUCAAAGGUCCUCUUUGUUUGCACUUCUCGAACUUUUGUCACUCCUGUGGGUGAGCUGUUUAGAAGCCGAAACCGAUGAGUAUGGACUGAGAUCUUCUUUUACGUCUGUCAAAGGAGAGAUAAGUAUCGAAUUGUCUGAUGAUUAUGGCCUCCGUCGCCGCACACUCAAUGCUCUAUACAGGAAGGCUAAGGGCUGGGUCACAACAGUUAUCAAUAUUGCCCCUGCAGAUGUAAAAGGCCUUCUACAGACAUAUCUCUCAGAAUAUGACGACGAAGGCGUUUAUGGUCACAUAUCCUUGGGACGGUCAUUUGCGUCAGAGAUGGGAUCAGUGAUCCCAAGUAUGGACCAAAGACUUGAGGCGAUCGAUCGCCAUGGGGAUUGUAAUAUUAACACUGCCUCGGACUUCAUUGCUCAAUAUACCACAAGGCAAGAGUACCGAUAUGCAGAAGCUCUUCCAGAUCACAACGCCGAAUGGCUGCGCCCUUCGAUCACAUCGAAGUCUGGCAAAGAUUGCGAUGACGCAGUAACACUUCUGGCUAAACUUGAGGCGCAAAUCCUCAGAAAGAAACACAUAGCCAUUGGCGAAUCUCGUGAUAUACUAAGGAGAGCUGCAGCUUUGCUCUGCCGAAGUGACAAGGAUGAGUGUGCCAUCAUACGAUAUCUCGUCUCCAUACCCUUCGCUAUGUUCACUAAGCAGUCAAUUAAGCUUGGAGUGUCUUUGUGGCUCGGUGUUAUCAACGAAAAUCCCAGGAUGGAGCCUAGAAUUUUGAUGGAAAUCGCUCAACAAUGGGAAUUGACUUCACAUCGUGGAAUGGGCAUUUUUAAUGGCAUGUUCAUUCACCAGGAUCCUUUCUACAUCAAGGAGGAGUUUGCCCCUAGUGAUCGAACAGUACUGGCCAAAAAGCAGCAGGCAGCUCACAAUAUGUUAGCUCCUCACAUGCGGCUACUGCAAUUUCUUAGCAGUCAUUUCAACGCAACUCGUCUUGGUAGCCCACACACUGAGAAAACGUUUCUCAGAAUCCUGAACUUGACACUGAAUAGCUUGAAACGUUCUACAGGGCACCCGCUUGCUCGAGAGAUCAGAUUUCAAAUCGUCCUUUAUGCUUUGAGAAUUCUAAGACACACUACUACUCUCGACUUUCCCUCGAAAUGUAGACUGAAGGACAAGAUUCUCUCUGCUGCCCUCAGUUGGUUCACGUUCGCUCCUCGGUGGUCAUUCGGUGGCAACCGAUUGCAAUUGAAAGCCGAGACUCGCUUAUUGAAUGAUGUCGUUCUAGCCUUUAGAAGCGUUACGAUGGUAGGUCCUAAGCCCACAGCUAUGCUCAUGUUGAUUCAAGCAAAGGAGGAGCUUUUGCAUAUUUUGAUAGAGAGUGAACAGAUAAGAUUAAACGUUUGGCUUGAUCCUUUACGAUCAGGUCGCGAUAUCCAGGUCCCCAUCUCCCCAAAAGGCACUAACGAGGCGGCUCUACUUCCUUUGGUGCGUACUGCAUGGAACGAAAGCCCAUCUUUGGUCAUUCAACUCGUUUCUAGGUUUCCCUCAGUGAGAUUGCACCAGGAUAUCCGCUUGCUUUUGCUUCAGUUUCCGGACAAAGCAAUAGCGGAACCUGAAGCAGUCCAUAUCUUACUGGGUGAUUCUUUGCCAUCCGACGUGGCAUCCCAAUUGAAGUACCUUCUUUACUGGGCUCCUGUUAAUCCGAUAUCCGCUGUUACAUAUUUCUUGCCAUCAUACCGAAAUCACCCAUUCAUCGUGCAAUAUGCUAUGCGUGCCUUGGAGAGCCACUCUGUAGACGUCACUUUCUUUUACGUGCCACAAAUAGUCCAAACAUUGCGCUAUGAUGACUUAGGAUAUGUUGAGCGAUAUAUCGUCGAAACUGCCAAGUUCUCGCAGCUCUUUGCACAUCAAAUUAUCUGGAACAUGAAGGCCAAUGCUUUCAAAGACGAAGAUUCUCAGAUUCCUGAUGUUGUCAAACCUACACUCGACAAAGUCACGAAUCGCAUGAUAGAGUCAUUUUCAGAUGUUGAUAGAGCCUUCUAUGAGCGUGAAUUUACAUUCUUUGAUGAAGUUACUAGCAUUUCAGGCAAGCUGAAGCCAUACAUUAAAAGACCCAAGCCAGAGAAGAAACAAAAGAUUGAAGAAGAAUUGCGCAAGAUCAAGGUGGAGAUUGGAGUCUACCUCCCUAGUAACCCUGAUGGUGUGGUAAUUGGCAUCGAUAGACAGUCUGGAAAGCCCCUGCAAAGUCAUGCCAAAGCACCAUAUAUGGCUACCUUCCGCAUCAAGAAAGAUAUAGGCGGUGACAUGGAAGGCACAGAUGACAUGCUUGAGGAGAUUAACAAAAAUGGAAGUACCCCGACUGAAAAUUCGAUCGAGAUUUGGCAAUCGGCAAUUUUCAAGGUUGGUGAUGACUGUCGUCAAGAUGUCCUCGCUCUUCAGAUGAUUGCUGCAUUCCGUGGAAUCUUUAACAACGUCGGGCUUGAUGUAUACGUUUUCCCAUAUCGUGUCACCGCAACAGCACCUGGUUGUGGUGUUAUUGACGUUUUGCCAAACUCAAUCUCGCGUGACAUGCUCGGAAGAGAAGCCGUGAAUGGGCUAUACGAUUAUUUCAUCUCUAAGUACGGCAAUGAGGACUCCCUUCGAUUUCAAGAAGCACGCGCCAACUUUGUCAAGAGUAUGGCUGCCUACUCAAUUAUCUCUUUCUUGUUGCAGUUCAAGGACCGACACAACGGUAACAUCAUGAUUGAUGAUGCCGGACACAUUCUGCACAUUGAUUUUGGUUUCUGUUUUGACAUAGCACCCGGCGGUGUCAAAUUUGAGAGGGCGCCAUUCAAGCUCACGACGGAAAUGGUCGCUGUGAUGGGAGGAAGCACAGAACAUCAAGCGUUUAAAUGGUUCGAAGAAUUGUGCGUAAAGGCUUUCUUGGCCUCUCGUCAAUACACUGAAAAGCUAUCGCAACUUGUUAUGCUUAUGAUGGACUCUGGUCUUCCUUGUUUCAAGCCCGAGUCCAUUCAGCAUUUUAGGGAUAGGUUUGUGCUCGAGAAGACGGAAGCUGGGGCUGCGGAAUUCAUGAGAGGCCUGGUCAAGAAGAGUUACGGAAGUUACUCAACUGGGGUUUAUGAUCAGUUCCAACUUUUGACUAAUGGAAUUCCAUACUAG
Molecule: messenger RNA, 5814 nt
Organism: Sclerotinia borealis F-4128
Lineage: Eukaryota; Fungi; Ascomycota; Leotiomycetes; Helotiales; Sclerotiniaceae
Source: the annotation of a GenBank genome assembly